ACGCAGCGAUCGCCAACGAAGCAAGCACCCAGCGCAAUCAACCGCGUUAUAUCCGUCCAUGUUUGGAGAGCGCAGGCGACUUUUAUAAAAGCCGCCUCCCCUCGCCGUUGCCGGACCCUGCCAAAAAGCAGGGGCCGCCAAGCUCCGCUCCGCUCUGCUCAGCUCGCCAUUGCCGUCCGGUGAAGCAGCUUGCGAAGGAGGUGGACGCAAUGGCGCGUUGUGGGGUCGCCGUUCUCGUUCUGAUCCUGCUUGCAUGUGUGGCUGCGGCGGCGGCCGCGGGCGGUGGGGAUCACCACCACCGGCGGGGGAGCAGGGCGUCGGCGCGGCUGCAGCUGGUGCCCGCCGCGCCGGGCGCGUCGCUGGCCGAGCGCGCGCGGGACGACCGGCACCGGCACGCCUACAUCUCCACCAGGCUGGCGUCGUCAAGCCGGCGGCGCGCGGCCGAGACGUCGACGGCCCCGGGCCCGGAGGCGUCGGCGUUCGCGAUGCCGCUGACGUCGGGCGCGUACACGGGCACGGGGCAGUACUUCGUGCGGUUCCGCGUGGGCACCCCCGCGCAGCCCUUCGUGCUGGUCGCCGACACCGGCAGCGACCUCACCUGGGUAAAGUGCCGCGGCGCGUCCUCGCCGUCGGCCGCGUCUCCGUCAGGCUCGCCGCGCGUGUUCCGGCCGGCCGACUCCAAGUCGUGGGCGCCCUUCCCGUGCUCCUCCGACACGUGCAAGUCCUACGUCCCCUUCUCCCUCGCCAACUGCUCCGCCGGCACCGCCCCCUGCUCCUACGACUACAGGUACAAGGACAACUCGUCGGCCCGCGGCGUGGUGGGCACGGACGCGGCCACCAUCGCGCUGUCCGGCUCCAACGGCGGCGGCGCGGACAGGAAGGCCAAGCUGCAGGAGGUGGUGCUGGGAUGCACCACCUCCUACGACGGCCAGAGCUUCCAGGCCUCCGACGGCGUGCUCAGCCUCGGCAACAGCAACAUCUCCUUCGCCGCCCGCGCCGCCGCGCGCUUCGGCGGCCGCUUCUCCUACUGCCUCGUCGACCACCUCGCCCCGCGCAACACCUCCAGCUACCUCACCUUCGGCCCCGACGCCUCCAACGGCGCCUCAUCUUCCAGGACGCCGCUGCUGCUCGACGCCCUGGUGGCCCCGUUCUACGCCGUGACGGUCGACGCCGUCUCCGUCGCCGGGGAGGCGCUCGACAUCCCCGCCGAGGUGUGGGACGUCAAGAGGAACGGCGGCGCCAUCCUCGACUCCGGCACAAGCCUCACCAUCCUCGCCACCCCGGCGUACAAGGCCGUCGUGGCGGCGCUGAGCAAGCAGCUCGCGGGAGUGCCAAGGGUGACCAUGGACCCGUUCGAGUACUGCUACAACUGGACGGCCACGGGCACGCCGCCGGCCGUCCCGAGGCUGGAGGUGCGGUUCGCCGGGUCGGCGCGGCUUCAGCCACCGACCAAGAGCUACGUCAUCGACGCGGCGCCCGGCGUCAAGUGCAUCGGGCUGCAGGAGGGCGGCUGGCCCGGGGUGUCCGUCAUCGGCAACAUCCUGCAGCAGGAGCACCUCUGGGAGUUCGACCUCGCCAACCGCUGGCUUAGGUUUAAGGAGAGUCGCUGUGCACAGUAAUUAAUUAUUUAUUAGGCAGCUCUCUAGUCAUUUCUUCUCACUCCUUCCCUUCUCGUUCGUUCUUUCCCGUAAGGGUCUCGCUGAUUUUGUAAGGCUCUUUCUUCAUAAGCAAGUGUUAAUGAAAUGUGGGAUGAAGAUAGUA
This is a messenger RNA of Triticum aestivum (bread wheat), 1761 nucleotides long. Its product is annotated as aspartic proteinase NANA, chloroplast. NCBI's taxonomy places the organism in Eukaryota, Viridiplantae, Streptophyta, Magnoliopsida, Poales, Poaceae. The record is from RefSeq and is a predicted model, not a curated record. Gene Ontology annotation, molecular function: aspartic-type endopeptidase activity. The transcript has 2 exons. Gene Ontology annotation, biological process: proteolysis. The coding region runs from base 210 to 1619 and encodes 469 amino acids.